Molecule: messenger RNA, 943 nt
Organism: Pseudomyrmex gracilis
Lineage: Eukaryota; Metazoa; Arthropoda; Insecta; Hymenoptera; Formicidae
Product: exosome complex component MTR3-like
Exons: 4
Coding region: 89-943 (284 amino acids)
Biological process (GO): poly(A)-dependent snoRNA 3'-end processing; nuclear mRNA surveillance; U4 snRNA 3'-end processing
Cellular component (GO): cytoplasmic exosome (RNase complex); nuclear exosome (RNase complex); nucleolus
Source: RefSeq, a predicted model, not a curated record
AGAGGUUAGGGUUAGGUUGGAUUAGGUACAUAGAGUCGGAGCAAGGCUGUUGUUGUUUUUGUUAUUUUGUCACGUGUAUCAACGUAAAAUGCCGGUCGAUCAGAAACGUAUUAACGGGCCAGAGACUUCUGUUCCGUAUGACAUUUAUGUUCCGCACGAAGCCAGAGACAACGCGAUACAACUAAAUGCGCCAAAGAGGCACGACGGCCGUUCACAUAAUGAGCUUAGAAACAUAUUUUUAAAAACAGGUAUCAUUAGUCAGGCCAAAGGUUCUGCAUACAUCGAAAUGGGCAAUACCAAGGUCAUUUGCUCGGUAUUUGAUCCUAGAGAAGUGCCCAAUAAAACCGGCUACUGCGUGCAGGGAGAAUUGUAUUGCGAGUUCAAGUUCGCACCGUUUUCUCAUUGUAAACGGAAGAUGUACCAGCAAGAUGCGGAAGAGAAAGAAUAUAGUUUAAUAUUGCAAAGAGCUCUGGAGCCUGCGGUGUGUUUGCAAGAGUUUCCCAACUUCCAAGUAGAUAUCUACGCAACGGUUCUGGACAACGGAGGAUCCGCACUGGCCGCAGCCAUAAUGGCAGCUAGUCUAGCUCUGGCGACUGCUGGUGUGCCAAUGUUUGGUUUGGUCACAGCAUCCACAAUUGGUAUACACGAUCAGACAUAUUUGGUAGACCCGACAGACGUGGAAGAAGCUUCUUGUUGCACUAAGCGUAUUCCGGGUGCGGCUUACAAUCAUGGAAUUGUAGUGCAAGCUGCCCUUGCGCAACAUACGCAGGUUUCCGAAAUGUUGGUUGUGGGAAGCGUUGACAUAGACGCUAUUACACAUUGCACAUCGAAUAUCUUCAGUGAAAUUCAUAAGGAUAUAUGUCCCUUGCUGGAACAGUGUCUUGUAAAAACUGUACUUAAAACUUUUCAGCCAAACGGUAAAAAUAAAAUGGAUAAGAAAUAA